AGGACAUGCUGAAGCUACAAUAUGAGCCUCAAAGAUGGAGGUGAUGUGUUUCUGAUAGACUGAGCUUGAUGAGACAGACAACCCUUAGCACACAGUGGCAGAAAUGUGCUGCUGUUCAGGGGCCUUGCUGAUGUUAGAAAAUCAGUAAUCUCACCACGGGGUUACAGAGCAUUUCUUGUUUUGGCUGUGAACAGAAAUGAUGGUUCUGCCAAAAGGUGCUAGGAUAGGCUACUGAGGAAGAAAUGGUAUACAGUAUAUCACAGUACAAAUAUGAACAUAUUACAUGCACAAUACUGAAUCCCCAUCCUUUACUGAUUAUUUGUGAAUAGAGUAAUACAAAUGUAGAAGCAAUGAUAGUGAAAUUAGGAGUGGCAAUACCACUGAACCCCUAGUUCCUUUAAACAGUUUUAAAAAAACAUGACCUCUACAUGUUUCCAUUGACAGUAUUCUGGCAAAGCCUUAUCAUAAGACUACAUAUAAGAGAAAAGUCAUCCUAUCUCACCAAGGGAAUAUAAUAGGGGUUAGAUAAACACCAUUUUGAAUGAUCUUCUCGCUAAGGCACACUGAUAUCCCCUGGAAACGCUCUUUCAACCACUAAUCAUCUGCUCAUACCACAUGCAGAUAAUCAACCGUUUAUACUCUCUUAUUUGACCAUGCUAGUGAAAUCCCUGUUAAUCAUUCCCUGUUUUUUUUAUAAUAAGGAUUAGUGGGUAGCCUUUAUUAUAAAUCAAUUUUUAUUUUACCUUUAUUUAACUAGGUAAAUCAGUUACGAGCAAAUUCUUAUUUACAAUGACGGCCUAAGAACAGUGGGUUAUGCCUUGUUCAGGGGCAGAACGACAGAUGUUUACCUUGUCAGCUCAGGGAGGCUAUAGUCUGAUUCUAUCAAGGAGACUAAUGUGUAUAGCACAUAUAAACACACACUUGAAAACGGAUAGCAUCGAAGUAUCAGACUGUGAGAAUGGUUAAAUACUUCUGUCCUGUAUUGGUUGUAAGAAUAAUUUAGUUCCUCGAUAAUGGCCCAUGUUAAUUGGAUUAGUUGAGCUAAUUGUUUAGCGCGUCAAUCCGUCAAUCGUUGCCGAUCAGUCGUUAAUAUAUACAAACCAAGGGUGUAUCAAUCGUUUUGUUUGUCCACUAAUCUAACGUAGACCAAACAUAACUGGUUUCGAGACAUUACCUACAUCUAAUCUGCCUGUUUAAUUUAUUGAGGAACAUUUAGGUCAAUGCAUAGCAUAGGACAUGCAAAAUGAAAACUCGUCGGGGAUUUGAACUCGGGACCUCACGCACUCAACACGAUAAGCAUAACCUUAGACUACCGCGAUAUUAAAAGUUGUAAAGAAGCAAACCUGUAGUCCAAUUUAAAAUCAUAGUUAUAACGUUGUAAUGUCACUUUGACGCGCGCGUAAUCUGGACAUCAAUCACGGAUUUGCGUAUUUUCAGCGAUUUAGGGAGGUCUAAUUAUCAAGGGUAUUCUCAUAGUUCAUGGGCUGUUUACAAAAUAGGCUUUCAGAUAUCAUAUAAACACAGAGAUCCAACAUGCAUUUUAUAUUAUUGUAAAAUUGUUGAGAAUAUUAUACUGGCAAAUGUUAUGUUGUCAAAUUGUCACACAGAUUAGAUUAGAAUGUUGCAGAUGUGUUUUCAAAGGAAAUCUUCCAAAUACUUUAGGCCAGUGCUAGUUAAUAGAAGUGUUGCAUGUUAAUGAAUGGCUUUAUCCCGCAUUAGCCUACAUGUCUAACACUUUGUAUGGCUGUAGUUUAAUCAAUCAUGAUUAAUGGCACAUAGGUUAACCAGCAUUGUAGCAACAACAUCAUAAAUGUAGGGGCCAUCUUUUGAAAUGCAUAGGCUAUAUAUAUAGGAUAACUGCUAAUAGGCAUAUGUUACAGUUCCAUCCCAGUGAAUUCACAAAAUUAGAAUUUGAUCCGUGAAGCUGUGUUCAUUCCAUGGUUCAUUCACAAAUCGCCAAUUUAAUGGGGCGUGGCUAUCGUAGCGGCGACAUAAGAAGACUCCCUGGAGCUGAGGUCACACCACCAGUGGCUUGUAUCUCAUAGUAGGGCCAUACCUACAGACUCAUAGGCUAAAUAAAACAAUACUAUCACUGGAUAAUCACAUCGGACUACUAAAGGAGUCGUUUGGAGCUUGUUUUUAUUGUUUUACAUUUUAGGCAGAUUUGUAAACAUUUGUUUACAAUGAAAUUCCACAUGGAUUUAUUUCUAUUGACAUUUAUUGUGAACGCGAACUGCUCUGCUGCUAUAUAUUGGCUUGGACUUACUGUAAAUGGGAGUUCUUUAGGCUGGAAUCAAACUAAUCAUUGCAAGCUGCUAGACGCGUUGGCCCAUGAGCAAUUGCAACUUUGUCGGCGAAAUAUCGAGUUGAUGCACAGUAUUGUCCACGCCGCCAAGAUGACCAAAAAUACAUGUCAGAACACCUUCGGUGACAUGCGGUGGAACUGUUCCUCUGUUGAAAAAGCCCCUCGUUUUACACCAGAUUUAGCAAAGGGCACCAGGGAGUCUGCGUUUGUGUUCUCACUAGCUGCUGCCGUAGUGAGUCACUCCAUCGCCAGAGCCUGCUCUUCUGGAGAGCUCCCCAGCUGCUCGUGCGCCCCAGCCCCUGCUGAACAGGCCGGGCCCGAUUUCAAAUGGGGAGGAUGUGGUGAUAACCUGCACUAUGGUCUCCAAAUGGGAUCUGCUUUUUCUGAUGCACCGAUGAGAAACAGCAGAUCUGGCUCUCAGCCGUUCAGACUGAUGAACUUGCACAAUAAUGCAGUUGGAAGACAGGCACUUAUUGAUGCCCAGGAGACCAAUUGCAAAUGCCAUGGGGUAUCUGGGUCCUGCUCUGUCAAAACAUGUUGGAAGGGCCUCCAUGAUAUUAAUCACAUUGCCAUGGAUCUCAAAUCCAAGUACCUGUCUGCCACCAAGGUGAUCCAUCGUCAUGUUGGGACAAGGAAGCAGUUGGUCCCCAGAGAGUUGGAUUUUCGACCAGUGAGAGAGAGUGAUUUGGUCUACCUGAUCAGCUCUUCGGAUUACUGCACAUACAAUGAGAAGCAUGGCUCACUCGGCACACAGAACAGACAGUGCAAUAAGACAUCCAACGACAGUGGGAGUUGCGAUAUAAUGUGCUGUGGUCGCGGCUACAAUGCCUUCACUGAGAGAAUUGUGGAGAGAUGCCAGUGCAAGUAUCACUGGUGCUGCUAUGUCACCUGCAAGAGGUGUGAAAGGACAGUGGAGAGAUAUGUAUGCAAAUAAACUUUGCAUAGAGACACUUGAGUAAACAUGAAGCACUAUUUUAACCACCAUAUCUUGUCAAGUUGUGCUGGCCCAGGUCACCUGACCUAACUCCCCGUGUAGUAGUACGUAGUCUGCAGGCUACAGUACAAUAAAAAACAAGAGGAACAACUCACAUACAAUACCAAAGAUAAACAGAUGGAUCUGGACUCAUCUGUUACCUGUUUUAAAGAGACUGGAGGAGGGGCACUACUGUGAAAAAUAUUGUGUUACUUGAAGAGAAAAUGUGAUUGAUUGGGAGCUGUUAGCUAUUCAUGCUUGAUUAGUAACAUGUUCCUCAAUAGAAGAUUAGUUGAAUUGAUUACAAAGGAGGUACCCUAAAUGGAAACCUUCCAGUCAGCUUUAAGUUGUUCAACUGACACUGAAAAGCUUUUAACAAUUUACAUCUUACUCAUUAACUAAAUUGCCAAAUGAGAGGCAGAAUAGCUGAUUGAUCUAAUUUGAAUGUCCAUUUUAGUCAAAAGGGGCUAAUGCCAUAUACUCCUCAGUUUAGGUACAUUCUGAUCAUAGGCAUACAGAAUACAUUUUAGCUGUAUUUUUUGUUUUUAUUAAUACAUUAGGCAUGUUGAUGUACAUAAGUGCAAUUUUAUAUUUAUUUCUAUUAAAAAAACUACACAAAAAUGUUACAUGUGUCUUGUUAA
This is a messenger RNA of Oncorhynchus mykiss (rainbow trout), 3919 nucleotides long. The record is from RefSeq and is a predicted model, not a curated record. Lineage: Eukaryota; Metazoa; Chordata; Actinopteri; Salmoniformes; Salmonidae.